AUGGAAAAGAGGGAGAUAAAGACACCUUCAGUUACGGAACAAGUGAAAGCAAAAGAAAAGACGGGGAAAAAGGGAGGUGCAUCCACUCAACAACCCAGAGCAUUGGACAGAGCAGCAAAGAAAGAAAUUCAAGCAAAAGGCACUCAUGUAUAUAGUACAUAUCACUUUCGCGUACCAAUCAUUAUUAGAUGCGUUUCUUUCUUGAAAAAUAAAGCUGUUAACUGUGAUCUGGAACCGAACCUGCAAAACCUUAGAAACCUGGAGGAAAGAAAUCAAAGGGAUUCAUCUCUUGGAUCGUCUGCAGCAAUUUUUUCUCCUGCCAUCAUUCUGCAGUAUCACAGCCCUUGA
Messenger RNA from Sphenostylis stenocarpa, 348 nucleotides. The record is from the annotation of a GenBank genome assembly. NCBI's taxonomy places the organism in Eukaryota, Viridiplantae, Streptophyta, Magnoliopsida, Fabales, Fabaceae.